AUGGAAGACAUCAACGCGAUCGUGUGCAACCCAGCGUAUCAGCCGCUGUUGAGUGUGAUCAAAGGAGCACGCAACGGGUUCGUCUAUGGCGCCAAGAUCAGAUUUCCACAUGCACUAGUCAUGACCUUUCUCUUCGGCCGCGGAGACCUGCGCAGUAAGUUGACGGCUAUAUACCGCGCCACCAAGCAACACAGCACGAAUCUGGCGAAAUUCGUAGCUAUCUUCAAGGCCACUGCUAUAGUCCAGAAACGUCUCAAUGGCGGUGUUCCCCGUGAUUUAGACACUCUCUUUGCCGGUCUCGUCGCCGGAUAUGCCGUCUUCUCAGAACGUAACGCGGUGAAUGAGCAAAUGAUGCUUUACGUCUUGUCGCGUGUUGUAGCGUCGUUCAUUCCUCGCCAGCCUACGCCUGAAACGGUUGCUCUGGGCAAGCCGCACCCUCCAAAUUCUACCGCUUUCUCUCUUCUCGCUACCCUCACGUGGGGUUCAGCGGUGUAUCUCUUCCACUCAAAGACUCGCAGACAAACGCUGCAGUCAGGAAUGGUCAACUCGAUGCAGUAUCUGUAUCUAGACUCUAACUAUUGGUCCAGCCUAAAGACUCUCCUCUGGCACAACAAGUAG
This is a messenger RNA of Wallemia ichthyophaga EXF-994, 618 nucleotides long. RefSeq names its product Peroxisomal membrane protein 4. The record is from RefSeq and is a predicted model, not a curated record. Lineage: Eukaryota; Fungi; Basidiomycota; Wallemiomycetes; Wallemiales; Wallemiaceae. The coding region runs from base 1 to 618 and encodes 205 amino acids. Gene Ontology annotation, cellular component: peroxisomal membrane. The transcript is spliced from 3 exons.